Messenger RNA from Mangifera indica (mango), 3194 nucleotides. Its product is annotated as probable receptor-like protein kinase At4g39110. Gene Ontology annotation, biological process: protein autophosphorylation. The transcript has a single exon. The coding region runs from base 334 to 2841 and encodes 835 amino acids. NCBI's taxonomy places the organism in Eukaryota, Viridiplantae, Streptophyta, Magnoliopsida, Sapindales, Anacardiaceae. The record is from RefSeq and is a predicted model, not a curated record. Gene Ontology annotation, cellular component: plasma membrane; plasmodesma. Gene Ontology annotation, molecular function: transmembrane receptor protein tyrosine kinase activity; ATP binding.
AUAUAAAUGGAGUUUGACUAUUUCAAAUGGCUGUCUCAUGCACCAUUUUCUGUUUCCACAUACUAAAAUUAGGCUUACUAGAAAUUUUACAGCAAAAAUCUUUUCCCACAAACCUUGCCAUUUUUUCAGGAUGACAAACUUCUCUCGGGCUGUCAAUGGCUUUCCUCCUCUGAGAAUCAAGAGAACUGAACACCACAUCCCCAUUUUAGUAAAUAAUAACAAAAUCCUUUUCAAUAUCAUUUAUUGGAUCCAAUUCUAAACAUCCCUUCUUCAACCAGGAGGGAUGGACAGAGAAAAACAAGAAAACUAAAAUCAACAGGCAAUCCCAUUCCCAUGUCUUCUUCAUUGAUGGCUAUCCUCCUGGUUCUUGUUUUUGCUUUUUUCUCCUGCCCCUUUACCGCCUUUUCAGCCUCCUCUGACUUCACUCCCAAAGACAAUUUCCUCAUUGAUUGUGGAGGCAAGUCCUCUUCUGCUCUUCCUGAUGGAAGAACAUUCAAAACUGAUAAGGAAUCCUCUCAAUUCUUGCAAGCUAAAGAAGACAUUCAAGUUUCAGACGAAUCAGCUAAUGUUCCUUUGCCUAUAUAUAAAACUGCUAGAGUUUUUAAACAAGAAGCAACUUACACUUUUGAUUUGGCAGAGAAAGGAUGGCAUUGGAUACGUCUCCAUUUCUUUGCAAUGUCUGUUAAGGACCAUGACUUGACGAAAGCUUCAUUCUCUGUUCAAACAGAAAAGUAUGUUCUCCUUCACAAUUUCAAACUCGAAAAUAAUAAUAAAGUUGUCCUCAAGGAGUACUUGCUCAGUGGGACAGACCCUACAUUGUCUCUCAAGUUUAUACCAAUGGAGAAUUCAGUGGCUUUUAUUAAUGCCAUUGAGGUUGUUUCUGCUCCAGAUGACUUGAUCAGUGAUGAAGGCUCCAAUCUUUUCCCCAUUAAUAAUUAUGCUGGUUUGACCAAAUUUUCAUACCAAUGUGUACACAGACUCAACAUGGGGGGACCUUUGAUCACACAACAGAAUGACACACUUGGUAGGACUUGGGUGCCUGAUAGUCCAUAUCUUAAGGAUAAAGCCUUGGCUAAGAGUGUCUCUGUUGGUUCUGAUAGCAUCAAAUAUCCUGAACUUGUCACACCAUUGAUUGCACCAGUUGCAGUGUAUUCUUCUGCUGCUGAAAUGGGAGAGUCAGCCACAACUCAACCAAAUUUCAAUGUCACAUGGAACUUUGAUGUCGACACAUCGUUUAACUAUCUGCUUCGGAUGCAUUUUUGUGACAUUAUAAGCAAAUCCAUGGAUGAUCUGUAUUUCAAUGUAUACAUUAAUGGGAAAACUGCAAUAUCUGGGUUGGAUUUGUCUACUCUCACAAAGGCUCUGGCCACUCCAUACUAUAAAGAUAUUGUAGUAAAUUCCUCACUUAUGUCCAAUGGACUCAGCAUUCAAAUUGGUCCAAUGAAUCAGAAUACUGGUACAAGAAAUGCAAUUCUAAAUGGGUUGGAGAUUAUGAAAAUGAGUAAUUCAGUAGACAGUUUGGAUGGAGAGUUUGGUGUUGAUGGUAGCACAACUGGUUCAUCCCACCGUGGUACAGUAGCUGCAGUUGGAUUUGCAAUGAUGUUUGGAGCAUUUGUUGGACUUGGUGCUAUGAUGAUUAAAUGGCACAAGAGACCCAAAGAUUGGCAAAAGAGAAAUAGCUUUUCUUCUUGGUUGCUUCCUUUGCAUACUGGUGACACAAGCUUCAUGACUAGCAAGACCUCAACCAGGAAUGGCUUAAACUCAACUUUAGGCCUAGGCAGGUACUUCUCCUUGGCAGAGUUGCAAGAAGCAACAAACAACUUUGAUAAAAGUGCAGUUAUCGGCGUUGGAGGAUUUGGCAAUGUGUAUCUUGGCGUGAUCGAUGAUGGAACCAAAGUUGCUGUCAAGAGGGGAAACCCGCAAUCUGAACAAGGUAUCACAGAGUUUGAAACAGAAAUCCAAAUGUUAUCUAAGCUCAGGCAUAGGCAUUUGGUGUCACUUAUUGGCUACUGUGAUGAGAAUUCAGAAAUGAUCCUGGUUUAUGAAUACAUGUCUAAUGGACCAUUUAGAGAUCACUUGUAUGGAAAAAAUCUGCCACCAUUGUCAUGGAAGCAAAGACUGGAGAUAUGUAUUGGUGCUGCUCGUGGACUUCACUAUCUACACACUGGAACUGCACAAGGUAUCAUUCACCGCGAUGUUAAGACCACAAACAUUUUGCUUGAUGAUCAAUUUGUUGCCAAGGUUGCAGAUUUUGGACUCUCCAAAGAUGCACCAAUGGGACAGGGUCAUGUAAGUACUGCAGUGAAGGGAAGUUUUGGGUAUCUAGACCCGGAGUACUUCAGGCGGCAACAAUUGACAGAGAAAUCAGAUGUGUACUCAUUUGGUGUGGUUCUGUUUGAGGUAUUAUGUGCAAGGCCUGCAAUUAAUCCAGCACUACCAAGAGAACAAGUAAAUUUGGCUGAUUGGGCAAUGCAAUGGAAGAGAAAAGGCUUGCUUGAAAAGGUUAUUGACCCCCAUCUCUUAGGAACUAUCAAUCCUGAAUCAAUGAAGAAGUUUGCUGAAGCUGCAGAGAAGUGUUUGGCUGAUUAUGGUGUAGACAGGCCUACAAUGGGAGAUGUAUUGUGGAACUUAGAGUAUGCUUUGCAAUUGCAAGAAGCUUUCACAAAAGGAAAAUCUGAGGAUGAUGAAUCUACUAGUGUAUCCACUGCUCACACUUCAGUCUCCGAUAAUCAUCCGGUUACUCAACCGGAGGAGAACACAGGACCGGCGCAAGUUCGGGCUAUCGAUGACCAUUCAGGAACUGCAAUGUUUGCCCAGUUUUCAGAGCUUAACGGUAGGUAAAUAAUUAUUGUGUUUGAGAGAUUGAAGAACAUGUAAAAUAGUACAACACAAAGCAAUCUUGUGGGGUAAAUUUAUACAUGUGUAGCACUAAUGGUUUGUUCUGCUUCUUCAUGAAUGGGAAACAGUUAGCAUUUUGAACGUCCAUGGAUAGCAUUUCUGAUAUACUAAUUGUACAAGAUUGUUGAAUUUUACAAUUAUUUCAAGUAGACCAUUUUGUUGUAAUUUUUUUCUCCAGUCAGUCUCUCUUGUGCCUGUGCUAAGGGGUAUAUGGUGGCACACAUUUGUAUCAAACAGAUGAAUGUUAUAUGAUGGUUGAGCUGUUUUACUAGAGUAGAAAAUAUGCAGAUUUGAUG